Messenger RNA from Haemorhous mexicanus (house finch), 1847 nucleotides. Its product is annotated as maestro heat-like repeat-containing protein family member 6. The transcript has 11 exons. Lineage: Eukaryota; Metazoa; Chordata; Aves; Passeriformes; Fringillidae. The coding region runs from base 599 to 1708 and encodes 369 amino acids. Gene Ontology annotation, cellular component: cytoplasm. The record is from RefSeq and is a predicted model, not a curated record.
CCACCAGUGGCUCACGGCCAAUGAGUCUGCUGGGCACAGGCUGGACGAGGCCCUUCUGGAGCUGACCGAGGAAUACCCCUCGGACGUGAUGAUCACCCUCUUGCGCUGGGCCCCAUCGUGUGACAGAGCUGCCGCGACCAUGUGGGGAACCAUCAUGUCCUCGAGCAGGACUGCGGAGCCGGCGCUGCAGUUACUCCUCGACGCGCUCAGCGCCUGGCCAGUGUACAGCGUGUACACCUCUGAUGGGGACAAUGCAGGAGUCUUUGCCCUGGCUGCAACCGUGGCACUGUGGAGAGUCUUCAAUCUGACCUGGCGCUCCCCUGUCGUGCUGGAGUAUUUCCCCAAUCUCUUUCUGCGUCUGCUCUUCCAAGCUUACAUCAGCACGCAGGAGAUGCCAGAAGAGGUUGAGACUUUCUGGAAGGGAUGCCAGGAGGAACACGGCCUGGCCGCCAACCCCAACAGGUGCUCCAUGCCAGUCCUCGCAGUCUCCCCAUCCCUCCCAUGCCCCCAGGGCAGGAGCCAGGGCUCCCGACCGUGACCUGGGCUUUGCUGUGCACACAGCUUUGCACUGCAGACCCUGAAGGCCCUGCUCUGCCAAAUGCGCUAUGAGCACGUGGUGGUGUCAAUGGAACGCAAGCGUGCCUGGGACACGCUGCUCUGUGCUGACACCCACCACUAUGCAGUGCGUCUUCUGGCCAGGGAGAUGCGCCGCGUCUCCAUCAUCUGGUGUUGCGGCAUGGCAUCCUGCCUCUUUGACCUGCUCAGCGAAGGCAUUUCAGACUGGGAACUGCCCGCCCUGGCGUUCCUGGUGGAGGUCCUGGACUGCCUGGACUUGAGCGAAUGUGGCGAAAAAGUCCUGGAGAUCUUGACAAGUCAGCUGCAGAGCGAGUCCACGGAGAUGCGUCGCGUGGUGCUCCGCGGCCUCGUGGUGCUCACCUCGAUGGAUCCAAGCAUGUUCAACCUGACUGAAAGCCUUGGGAAACUACUGUGGGAUGCGGACGAAGACAUCGUGGAGAUGACCCUCAUUGUGCUCAGCUUACUGCUGCUGCACAAAGACCUCACAAUAGCCAGCCCCAUCGCCCUGCAGCUGGCUGAGGCGCUCUGGCACCUCUUUGACAAUGACAACAGCCAUGUGCAGCUGCUCUCCAUUCGCCUCUUCCAAGAUGUGAUCACGCUGGUAGUGGCAAAGGACAAAAAGGCCCUGAAGAAGCAUGUGAGCGAGAGCCUGCUCCCGCUCUUCUUCCACUGCCAUGAUGAGAACGGGCGUGUGGCACAGGCCUCUCGGGAAACGCUGCUUUCUGCAGUAAGGUUCCUGAAGAGGAAGGAUCUCAAGCAGCUGCUGAAGACGGAUCAGAUGUGGAGGUUGGCCGAGUGCUUGCUGGGAGAGGAUAGGAGCCGUGCGGCCGAGCGCCUGCGCCAGGCCCUGCCAUACCUGCGGAGCCCACAGGAGCCCCUGCGAGAGGCGGCCGUCAGGUUCAUCGGGAUCGCCGGGCGCUACCUGACAGGGCAGCAGCCAGAGUUCCGGAUCAUCUGCAUGGCCCUUCAGGACAUGACGGAUGACACCAGCCCUACCGUCUCAUGCCUGGCACUUCAAACUCUGUACAUCAAUUUAGCUGUACAGAGCAUUCCCUCCUCUGGACUCCAGAAGAUGCGAGACCAACUCCGCCAGCUCUGGAAGUCGCGGCCUUUCCUGUGUUACCGUGGCUGAGUGUCCUGCUGUGGCGCCGUGGAGAAGUGAUCCGGGAGGCUGCGUCUGCUGGGGCCACCUGAACCUGUGGGGAACACCUCUCCUCUGCAAGCACUUCCUUUCCCACCCUCUAUAGGAACAUUAAAUUGCUGUUGUCAUA